GGAGAGGGUUCCCCACCCCAUCCCCCACCCUGUAGUUUGAAAAGGAGCCGCCGAAGUACCCUUAGCUUGACUUUUCUUUGUUACUUAGCCCUCCGCCCAGAAGGGGAAGGUAAGCGGUCUCCAGUCGCCUGCCCUUACGGAUCUUGCUUUAAAAUGAAAAUAAGAUCAUGGGAGAACUGCAACUCAGUAACAACUCACUUUCCGUGUAGGACUAACUGUUGCGCGUUGGAAAGAAUUGUUUCUAACUGAGAAGUAUAUUGACAGCGGUUGUUUCACUUGGUAUUAAUAUGGUUAUGCGUCCAAACAAAAAAAUCCGCUAUAGCCACCCGCCUUCUCGCGGGGGCCGAGUUCCGCCCGGAGUGGAAAGGCUGUCUGCCGCCGGGGAUCGCCUACUGGGGAAGUUUUCACACGCUUGGGGAAGGAGGCUGGAUGCUGCGAGUCGUUUGCUCUUUGUGCCGGGACUGGGGAGGGCGCCCCGCCUCUGCCCCGCAGAUCUCUGUCUCCGGGAAAGGCAACUGGAGUCUUCAGCCCGCCCUGGACUGGGCGCGAUCUUUGUGGGUGGAGAGGGGAAGGAAGUCGGAGGAAGGGAGCUCGCCCCCCGCGCCCGGGGAGCCCCAGAACGUCUGGCUGGAAUGCGCGCAGGGGUUCCGGAGGCGCGGCUGGCACAGACCCCGGGCCCGGACACGCGGCCCCGGCCCGGCCCGCGCGGCCCAGCAACGUCCGGGAGCUGGUGAGGCCCUGGCCGCCACCGGCCGAGGGCUGCCCGCCACCCGAAAGCGCGGCCCGGGAAGAGGGCGCGUUCCCUCCCCGGAGCGCCUUUGUUCGCGCUGGCCGGCUGCCGGGACCGGGCAGAGCCGCGCCCGGGUGAGGCAGGUCUCAUUUAAGAGUUCACAGAGGAAGUACAUGAGAGAGCUGCAUGAGGUUCCUCACUGACCUCAACAAAGGAUGCCAGCGUGGAGAAGCUUUGUGGUUCCAGCGUCUACAUUCCACACUGUGCUCCGUAUCUUGUUUAACAGGAAGCUCCUUUUUCAUUUUUAAUUAUCACUAUGUAUUAAGAUGGACAUCUGUUCUGAAGACUACACAGUUCUAUGGUCUCCCAGAAGCCAGUACGCAUUUAAAACGGAUCCCAAAUAGAAGUAGACCUGAAUGGAUAUGAGGAUGUUUGUUGGCAGCAGGAGAGUCAAAAAAUGGCUGUUUUUUCAAUUACUUGCCACUUGUUUUAUACUAAGCCUCAUGUGUUUUUGGAUCCCAUUGGAUAACCACAUCCUAAGCCACAUGAAGUCCUACUCUUACAGAUACCUCAUAAAUAGCUACGACUUUGUGAAUGACACCUUGUCUGUGAAGCGCAGCUCCGAGGACAUUCCUAGCUUCCAGUACUUGAUCAACCAUGAUAAGAAGUGUCGAGCACAAGACGUCCUCCUCCUGCUGUUUGUAAAGACUGCUCCUGAAAAUUACGAACGUCGUUCUGUGAUUAGAAGAACGUGGGGCAAUGAGGAGUAUGUUCGGUCCCAGCUUAAGGCCAACAUCAAAACCCUGUUUGUCUUGGGGACUUCUUCCAAUCCACUGAAGCGGGAAGAAUUACAAAGACAACUAGUUCGGGAAGAUAAAAUGUAUAAUGAUAUAAUUCAGCAAGACUUUGUUGAUUCUUUCUACAAUCUUACUCUUAAAUUACUUCUUCAGUUCAGUUGGGCCAAUACCUUUUGUCCACACGCCAAAUUCCUUAUGACUGCCGACGACGACAUAUUUAUUCACAUGCCAAAUCUUGUCGAGUACCUUCAAAGUUUAGAACAAAUUGGUGUUCAAGAUCUCUGGAUUGGUCGUGUUCAUCGUGGCGCCCCUCCCAUUCGAGACAAAAAGAGCAAAUACUACGUCUCCUAUGAAAUGUACCAGUGGCCGGCUUACCCCGACUACACGGCUGGUGCUGCCUACGUGAUCUCCAAUGAUGUCGCCACCAAAGUCUACGAGGCAUCACAGACGCUUAACUCUAGUCUCUACAUAGACGAUGUGUUCAUGGGCCUCUGUGCUAAUAAAAUGGGGAUUGUACCACAAUACCAUGUGUUUUUUUCUGGGGAAGGUAAAACUCCUUAUCAUCCAUGCAUCUAUGAUAAAAUGAUGACAUCCCAUGGACAUGUCCAAGACCUUCAGAAACUUUGGGAGGAUGCCACAGACCCUAAAGUAAAAACGAUUUCAAAAGGUUUUUUUGGUCAAAUAUACUGUAGGUUCAUUAAGAUAGCUCUCCUUUGCAAACUGAGCUAUGUCGACACUUACCCUUGUAGGGCCGCGUUUGUCUAGUAGUACUUGAAUGUUGUUUGUUUUCACUGUCACUGAGCCAAACCUGGAUGAAAAACCUUUCAAUGUGUGUCUAUACCCAAAGCAAAAUGAAUACGAGAGACAGAGAUUUUGAAAGCCCAGUCUCUCAGAAUGUUUCCUGGAGUCUGCCUACAAGCUGUUCAGUAUAACUUAUCUACUUCAUUGCCUAAAUUCAUUUCAAGGGGUUUUAUAUUUAGAAAAUGUUUAUAUGAAAACAAAAACCAAAGGGAAACUCAAGUUCUCACUUAAAGCCAGUAUAUGGAACUGCUUUCGGAAAAUACCAGUUGAAUGUACAGUAUAGCAUUUUAAAGAAAUGAAUCUAUUGUUGGACCAGGUAUACAUACAGGUUUAAUUUUAUGAAAGAGCACUUGGCAGAGGUGGCAACGGGAGGGACGCUGGCACAGGAGAAAGAACAUGAAUCUAGUAAAAGAAAACCUCCUCUCAUUGAGAGGCGAUUUAGAAAAGUACACAAGGUGCAAGACGAACAGCCAGAUCAUGUACUGUCACAUCCAUGUAGCUACUGUAUCAAAAUAGUGUUGGACUCACUGAAAAUAUGUUCAUGUAUUUUUUUCAAAGCUCGAUGUGAAAUGUGAGAAAAGUCGUUAACUCUACCCUAACUGGUUCCUUAUGUGGCUUUUUUUGAAUAUUAGAAAAUGACACAAAACCCGGGCACUUUGUUACCCGUAACGUCCUUCCCUCGGGAGGAAUCGCCGCUAACUCACAUAAGCUGGUUUUAAUUUCAUGAAUUUUCAACUGGUUUUUAAAUAUCCCAAAUUGGUCUAUAUAUAAGGUAAUUAUUUAAAUGCGGUUUGCAGAGAAGAAUAAUGGAGAAAGCUUCAAAAGGAAAGACAGAACAUUAAAAGCCUCUUUCUCUACAUAAUUUAUAAAAUACAAUUCUUUGUGUCUCAAUCAUUGUAAUGAUUACUAAAAUUAGCCCACCUCUCCCUGGCAAGGUCUCAUAAACCAUCGUUUGUACUUUGUUCCAAGUUUAGGAUUUUUAAUUGAGAGCAUUAAACAUCAAUUCAAAGCAAAAGCACCUUUACAAAAUCUCUUCUUUACUUAAAAUAACCAUUAUAGGUGAUCUUCAACUUUUAAAUACUUCCAACUGGAAAGCAGAAAGGAACUGAUAGGAAAGUUACUGGAAUGAGGCUAAAGCAUUUGUAAAGCUGCGUAUUUCUUGCACUCAAAGAGAUGUAGCUAAGCUCUAACAGAUAGUCACAUUUAUUUUGUAAAAACCAGACCAAGCCUGUUGCCACUGAGUCAGCUCCAACUCACAGCGACCCUACAGGACAGAGUAGAACUGCCCUGUAGGGUUUCCAAGGAGUGGCUGGUGGAUUCAAACUGUCGACCUUUUGGUGAGCAGCUGUAGCUCUUAACCACUGCGCCACCAGGGCUCCUUUAAGGCAGGAUAAAAAUGUGACCACGAGGCAAACAACCGCCCCUCACCGUAGAAAGAACUAGGUGAUGGCAGUCGCAAGGGGGAUUAGGUAAAGGCCAAAACAGUCCCCGCAGCAAAAGCAGUUGAACUGAUUGUAAACUGCUGGCUGCAGAGACCCACUGAGAAAAGCUACGAGGCGUCUUUCGUAAGAUGAUGUCUGACGCACACAAAACAACGGAAGAAUUCUCAGUAGAUGUAACUGGAUGAUGUCUGUAACCUAGCAGGCAGCUUUUUAAUGUUUACAGAAUUUUUUUUUGUUAAUUUAUUUUCUAUUUUGGAAAUUGAGGCUUGUUUACAUUGCUCAGAUAAUUUAGUAUUGUUUAACCAGCAUCAAAAUGUCGCUGUCAAACAUUCUAGGUUGUGGCUGCUUUCAGAGUAGGUUCAGGGAUUUUUGAUCAUUACAGUUUAAUUUUUCUGACUCAUUUUUAAAAGUGUAGAGAACCAAAGCGUAUUUUGACGAGGCACAUUUAAAAUGAAUUUUUACUAGUUGAUUCUUGAAGAGCCAUUGGUCUUUUGGCCACAUAUACCCUGUGUAUCGAUACUUGUAACUGUUUCAAUUUGCCAUUGGUUGGAAACAUCGUGUCCAUUGAGCUGUGGAGAUGAUCCUGUUUACAGCAGUACUCUGUGAAACAAUUAUUUAUCUGCUGAUAGAGUUCUCCUGAACUGUGUUCACUUUUUAUUUUUGCUUAGAAUAGAAUGCGACAGGUUUAAAUUUGAAGGAAAUAUGGACACUUCCUUUUUUUUUUAAUAAGAGGAAGUUGCUAGAUGCUUCCUUUAAUCAGACUUAAAGUACUGAGAAGAGUAUUGUAAAUAAAAGGUCUCCAACCUUUUAAAAAGGAAAGGAAGAAAAAACUUUUUGGUGCUCCAAUGCAGGGUUGUGUUUUUAAAAAUGUCAACAAAGGGGGAAAGAAAAAGAAAAACCAAAACCCUACCAGCCUGGAUGGUCGCCUGAGUAGAAGAUGGACGUCCACAGUGUUACCGCCAAAACCUUUUUACCUCUUGGCUGGUUUGCGUAUUUUUUCCAUAUUACUGAUUUUAUAUUAAAAAAAAAGUUGAAUAUUUAUAUUUGAAUUUUGCUCUUGUAUGGCAAAAUAAUUAGUGGGAUUAAAAAAAAAUAAAUCUAUGAUUUCCAAUAAACGACUUAAAAACUGUCAGCAGAUGUGUAUUUUCACAGAAGUUUUUAAAUUCCUGUGUGAACAUCAGUUGUUUAUAUAAUCAACUCACUCUGCUUAAUGUCAGAGAGGCAUGUGCUACACGAUCUUAGUCCCGUUCCUGUUCAGACACGUUGCUGUGCCCAGGAUACAGGGUUACUGUAUCCUCUGCAUCGGGGAGCCCCUUAGAACACCUUUUGUUUGUGAAAUGACCUAUGCUGGAAUGUCUAAGCAGGCAAAUGUUCUCUCCUAAUUGUGCAGGAAGGGAACUUGUUGAAAUCUUGGAAGUCCAUCCCUGACCCCGUCCCUUCCUGGAGCAUAUCCACUUGCCCCCUCCACCACAGAUACAUAAUCACAUAUAUUACUGUAUUACCUACUAAUUGUUGCAGGUGUUCUUCCCUCAUGAAACUGUGAGUUCUGAAGGCAGGGAUUCUGCACAGUGCUAUCACAUAGUACUCAAAAUCAUUACAGUAGUCUCACCUUAGCCAAGGGUCUGCGGUUUUAGUUACCUGCGGUCAACCUCAGUCCGCAGUGCCUGUGUUCCAGUAACCCUUAUUUUACUUAAUUAACAGCCCCAAAGCGCAAGAGUAGUGAUGCUGGCAAUUCGGAUAUGCCAAAGAGCAGCCGUAAAGUGCCUCUAUUCUAUUCUUAAUUACUGUUAAUGUUUUACUGUGCCUACUUUAUACAUUAAACUUUAUCAUAGGUAUGUAUGCACAGGAGAAAACAUAGUAUAUACAGGGUUCAGUAUUAGCCUCAGUGUAGGCGCCCAUGGGGAUCUUGGAAUGUACCUCCCGUGGAUAAGGGGGGACUACUGUAUUUUUUUCAAAUACAGUGAAUAAGGCAAUAGAGAUAAAACUAUGACAGCAAAGACUGGUGGUCUUCAGGUGUCCAUCAAAGCUGGUGGCAGAACAGAAGCAGCAGAGCUAUAGAUUCUCCCGUCCCCAGUUUAAUCCGCUUGCUAAUUUGUCAUCUCUUAAAGUUCUUUCCGGAGACUCAUAAAGAUAUUUUUGUUUCAUUAGUUCAGUGCCAUGACUUUUUCUCUUUGUAUGCCUCAUCAGAAAUGCGAUUUAAUGCUUCCCUGUAAAUUAAUACAGUAAUUCAUCAAUGACCUAAAAGGUCUCAUUUAACUAAGACUUAAAAUGAUAAAAGUAGGCAUGGGUUUUGGUAACAGAAGCAUCCCAAAAGAUACUGCCGCUUAAGGAGAACAA
Messenger RNA from Trichechus manatus latirostris (Florida manatee), 6107 nucleotides. RefSeq names its product UDP-GlcNAc:betaGal beta-1,3-N-acetylglucosaminyltransferase 5 (gene B3GNT5). The record is from RefSeq and is a predicted model, not a curated record. Gene Ontology annotation, cellular component: Golgi membrane. The transcript has 2 exons. Lineage: Eukaryota; Metazoa; Chordata; Mammalia; Sirenia; Trichechidae. The coding region runs from base 1147 to 2292 and encodes 381 amino acids.